CCACUAAGCUCCACACACCGGCCGCGAGCCACACCGUCACACUCGACUUCCAUGCGUACCUAACCGUGGCGUCCGCCGUGACAACCGAAAACACAUCGUUGAGGAGGUACACGACCCAGCCCAUCUCGCCACACGAGAGCAUGGUCGUGAUGGGGCUGGGCGGGGUGGAUGUCAGUUGAGUCAGCCCAACGUGGCGUUGCACGAGCUCCAACGAUGCCGUCGACAAGAUGCAGGUGGCAGUGAUGCCCCGGAGGAGCAUCAGCGGUCGGCCAAUCCACACCAGCCCCGCCACGCGGUUCAGCUUGAACAUGUUGCGACCCUCAAUGUGGCCGCGGGCCGCCACAAUCGUCGCCGUCACAACCACAGCCACGACCAACAUCACCAAAGUAAAGUACUGAAUAGCCCACCGAACGUAGUAUGCCACGUUUUGAGGAAUCUCGAGCGCAUUCACUUCAAAUUGUACGUUCAGUGGCCGACCUGACACGACCGUCAGGCUGGUGAAUUCGCCGUCAAAUUGCACGACUUCGCGGUACCCAAGGACCCAUUCAAACAUGUACAGCCACGCAAAAAAGUCGAACGUGGGGUCGUCGAACACACUGACAUGCGACAACACAACUUUGUUUGAUUGGCGACUGUCGCUUGUGUACUGGACGAGCUGGGGCGAAUAAGUCGUUUGAAUCGUUCUCUUCGUGGUCUCGGCGAGGUUUGCCAAGCGUGUGCGCUGGCUGGGCAGCAUGGCCGAAGCAAAGAACGCCACUCCUUGCACCAACACUUCGUUGCAGCUACGUUGAUUGUGCGUGUCAUGGAUACACGUGGCUUCGGGGGGGAUGGAGGUAUGCGCGAGAAGGGCCGCCAUGGUCGUGCCCAUGGUGUUGGUCAUUUCUUCAAUCCCAUUGACAGAGCACGAUCCGUCCAACGCAAAGUACUGAGCAAUGGACGGUUCAAUGUUAGUGCUGAGCCCACACAUGAAAUUUCCCCCCAAGUGACCCUGGCCCUGCCAUGCGGUCGGUCCUGGACUCAUAAUGUACACCAGUUGAAUCGACAUGAACUCGUUCAUUGCCGUGGCGUUCUCUCCAAUGCAGGUUAAGAUCGCUUCUAUCAAACUGCGAUACAGGGACCGCAACGCCAGUGGCGGGGCGAUGCGUUUCAUCGACGUCGUGCCAAACGGGCCAAACAUGGCCCUGGUCAACGCCAGCCCUUGGUUCAACGGAAAUGCUAGCGUGCCGUUCCGGGCUAACAGCCCUUCGACACUGGACGAGUUUGAAAACGCAAACUGGGGACUGGACCGGACCAAACUCCCCGCCUUACCCGACGACACGUUGUGGAACAUCGCUCCCCAAAGUAGCCUCGCAAGCGGCCAUUGCAUACGAAACGACGUGGCGGUCGACAACGAUUGAUAGAUUGGCAGGAGCUUUCGAAUAGUGAAUGGAUACGCUAAACCAAACGCGUUUUGGAUCAAGGCAGUCUCGGUGAUGCCCAUUUGCUUGUAGUUUUGCCAGUGAGGGGAGUACGUAGUCACGUGAAACGACAGCCACGCGGCCACUUCAUCUGGCACGGGGACCUUGGCGUCGAGCGAUGUCAUGGCGACGACCCAUGCUCGGCCCUUGGACGUUGCUUGGAGGUGGCCAAAGACUCCGGUUUGCAACGCCUCCCCCCAGCAUUGUUCCAUCGUAGCCCAGUUGGCAUUCCGAAGUAUCGAUUCCAAGUAGACGGCGCCGUUGGUCGCAUCGAGUUGUUUGCACUUUAGCUGGCGGUCGGCUGACACGGCCAUCUCCCAUGACUGAUCAAAAUCGACAAAACAGUACGACGAGGCAAUCCACGGCAAG
This is a messenger RNA of Aphanomyces astaci, 1826 nucleotides long. RefSeq lists its product as hypothetical. The transcript has a single exon. NCBI's taxonomy places the organism in Eukaryota, Oomycota, Saprolegniomycetes, Saprolegniales, Verrucalvaceae. The record is from RefSeq and is a predicted model, not a curated record. Bases 1044 to 1397 code for a protein of 117 amino acids.